CCCGGGACCCGCUCGCUGCGAGCGCGCAGACUUCUCCGCGGGACUGAGGACGCCGCCCGCUCCGGGCCGCCCCUGUGCUCGCCUCCCGCGCUCGCACGGCCUACGGCCCCCAGCCGGGCCCCGCAUCCCGCCCGCCUUUGAGCGCACAGCUCCCGUCCCCGGGAGCCUGCCGGCCGACGGCGGACCCCGCGGCCCCGCCGCCGGCGGGCUGGGCGCCCUGCUCGCGGGGCACAGCGAGGGCGGUGGCCGGCUGGGGAUGGGCGGCACGGCGGCGCGGAGGGGCGCCGGGGGGCUCCGCGCGUUGCUCCUGGCUCUAGUGGCCGCGGGGACUCCCGCGGGCGCCUACAACUUGGACUCGCAGCGCCCCGUGCGCUUCCAGGGUCCCGCCGGUUCCUUCUUCGGCUACGCGGUGCUGGAGCAUUUCCACGACAACACGCGCUGGGUCCUCGUGGGUGCACCAAAGGCAGAUUCCAAAUACAGCACUUCAGUGAAGUCUCCUGGGGCUGUGUUUAAGUGCCGCAUCCACACCAACCCGGACCGGAGAUGCACCGAACUGGACAUGGCUCGAGGGAAGAAUCGGGGCAUGUCCUGUGGAAAGACCUGCCGGGAAGACCGGGAUGAUGAGUGGAUGGGGGUGAGCCUGGCCCGGCAGCCCAAGGCCGAUGGCCGUGUGCUGGCCUGCGCCCACCGCUGGAAGAACAUCUACUACGAAACAGACCAUAUCCUGCCCCACGGCUUCUGUUACAUCAUCCCGUCCAACCUCCAAGCCAAAGGCAGGACGCUGAUCCCUUGUUAUGAAGAAUAUAAGAAGAAGUACGGAGCGGAACAUGGCUCCUGCCAGGCUGGGAUAGCAGGCUUCUUCACCGAGGAGCUGGUGGUGAUGGGUGCCCCAGGGUCAUUUUAUUGGGCUGGGACGGUCAAAGUGCUGAACCUCACAGACAACACCUACUUCAAACUGAACGAUGACGCGAUCAUGAACAGGCGGUACACUUACCUGGGCUAUGCGGUUACCGCCGGCCACUUCUCUCACAUGUCCACCACUGACGUGGUGGGAGGCGCCCCACAGGACGAAGGCAUCGGAAAGGUUUAUAUUUUUAGAGCUGACCGAAGAUCAGGCACCUUAAUUAAGAUUUUUCAGGCAUCAGGGAAAAAGAUGGGCUCUUACUUCGGCUCCUCCUUAUGUGCAGUUGACCUGAACGCAGACGGCCUCUCUGACCUGCUGGUGGGGGCCCCCAUGUUUUCUGAGAUCAGGGACGAGGGGCAGGUCACCGUCUACAUCAACAGAGGAAACGGGGCCCUGGAGGAGCAGCUGGUCCUGAACGGGGACGGCGCCUACAACGCACACUUUGGAGAAAGCAUCGCCAGCCUGGGUGACCUUGAUGAUGAUGGUUUCCCAGAUGUGGCUAUUGGUGCACCCAAAGAAGACGACUUCUCCGGGGCAGUCUAUAUCUAUCAUGGUGACGCCGGUGGGAUAGUCCCUCAGUACUCAAUGAGACUGUCAGGGCAGAAGAUAAGUCCAGUUCUACGGAUGUUUGGGCAGUCCAUAUCAGGAGGAAUUGACAUGGAUGGAAAUGGCUAUCCUGAUGUAACUGUUGGAGCCUUCAUGUCCGACAGUGUUGUUCUUCUGAGAGCGAGACCCGUCAUUACGGUGGACGUCUCCAUCUUCCUUCCAGCCUCCAUCAACAUCACGGCGCCUCAGUGUCACGACGGACAGCAGCCUGUGAACUGCCUGAAUGUCACUGCCUGCUUCCGCUUCCACGGCAGGCACGUUCCUGGAGAAAUUGGCCUGAAUUAUGUUCUGACGGCUGAUGUGGCCAAAAAGGAAAAGAGCCAGUUGCCCAGGGUCUACUUUGUGUUGCUGGGAGAGUCCGUGGGUCAGGUCUCCGAGAAGCUGCAGCUGGUCCACAUGGAGGAGACGUGUCAUCACUAUGUGGCCCACGUGAAGCGGCGAGUGCAGGACGUCAUCAGUCCCAUCGUGUUCGAAGCCGCCUACAGCCUGGGUGAGCACGUGACUGGCGAGGAGCAGCGGGAGCUGCCGGCUCUGACACCAGUGCUCCGCUGGAAAAAGGGACAAAAGAUUGCGCAAAAGAAUCAGACUGUGUUCGAAAGGAAUUGCCGGUCCGAGGACUGUGCCGCCGACCUGCAGCUUCAAGGUCACCUGCUGCUGUCCAGCAUUGAUGAGAAAACCCCAUAUCUAGCUUUGGGGGCCGUGAAGAAUAUCUCCCUAAAUAUCUCCAUCUCCAAUCUCGGGGAUGAUGCCUAUGACGCCAACGUGUCCUUCAAUGUGUCCCGGGAGCUCUUCUUCAUCAAUAUGUGGCAGAAGGAGGAAAUGGGCAUUUCCUGUGAACUGCUGGAAUCAGACUUCCUCAAAUGCAGUGUGGGAUUUCCAUUCAUGAGGUCGAAGUCGAAGUAUGAAUUCAGUGUGAUCUUUGAUACAAGCCACCUGUCAGGGGAAGAGGAGGUUCUUAGCUUCAUCGUUACUGCUCAGAGCGGCAACGUGGAGCGCUCUGAAUCGCUGCAUGACAACAGCCUCACACUGACGGUGUCGCUGAUGCACGAAGUGGACACAUCCAUCACUGGAAUCAUGUCUCCAACCUCCUUUGUGUAUGGCGAGUCUGUGGACGCAUCCAACUUCAUUCAGCUGGAUGACCUGGAGUGUCAUUUCCAGCCUCUCAAUGUCACCCUUCAGGUCUAUAACACUGGGCCAAGCACCCUUCCUGGCUCAUCUGUCAGCAUCUCUUUCCCCAAUCGACUCUCCUCUGGAGGUGCAGAGAUGUUUCACGUCCAGGAGAUGGUGGUGGGCCAAGAGAAGGGAAACUGUUCUUUCCAGAAAAACCCAACCCCCUGCAUCAUCCCUCAAGAACAAGAAAAUAUCUUCCAUACUAUAUUUGCUUUUUUCACAAAGUCUGGAAGAAAAGUCUUGGACUGUGAAAAACCAGGAAUGUCUUGCCUAACAAUGCAUUGUAACCUGAGUGCACUUGCUAAAGAAGAAAGUCGUAGUAUAGACAUUUACAUGCUGCUGAACACAGAAAUAUUGAAGAAGGACAGUUCAUCUGUCAUUCAGUUCAUGACCCGUGCCCAAGUGAAGGUGGACCCUGCCCUGAGAGUGGUGGAAAUAGCCAAUGGGAACCCAGAAGAGAUGUCGGUGGUCUUCGAGGCUUUGCACAACCUGGAGCCCCGUGGCUACGUCGUGGGUUGGAUCAUUGCCAUAAGUCUGCUGGUGGGAAUCCUCAUCUUCCUGUUGCUGGCUGUGCUGCUCUGGAAGAUGGGCUUCUUUCGCCGAAGGUACAAAGAAAUUAUCGAAGCUGAGAAGAACCGGAAAGAGAACGAAGAUGGUUGGGACUGGGUCCAGAAAAGCCAGUGACCUGCCACACCAGUCACGUGACCCACUCAUUUCACCUGUCGUCCUUGAUCUUUGUAUCUUCCAUAUUUGGAAGAAAGAAUCUUCUCCAGAUUUUUCGGAGGCCCCACUGAUGCUGUUCUCAUCCUCAUUCUGUCAAGCCCAGGCGCCAACCUGAGGCAGCCACUUUGGCCCGGUCACAUGACUGGAGCCACCACCACUUCCUUUGAAGGAUGAACUCUGAACUUUGGAAAGCAAGCUACAGAGCCGAGCAAUAUUUAUGGAUGCAACAUGCGUGGUCAACCCUCAGGGGAAAACUGUUACCUAAAAGUAUUUUUAUAAAUAUAAGCCUUUUAUACUGAUUAUGUCUUUAUAUUUGUAUCGAUGUUUUAUUAUUUCUAUUAAAUAGUUAUAUAAUUCACUCAAGCACUGAUAUCUGGCCUGAAAUCUUGGAAACACAUCUACAUUCAUAUAAAUUUUAAAGGAUAAAAAUCUUACAGUUCUUUGGAACUUGCUGUUAAAAUAGACUUGCAGAAAAAAUACUCUGAAGAAACCUCAUGUAAUGAAUCCACCCAACUGGCAGUGCUGCAUAUAAACUGUGGUUGUGACAGGACCCCUAAGACAUUUCACACCCUUACUGCCUGGAGUCAAGUUUGAACUAAUGUGCUAAAGAACUGUGAGUUUUUUCAUAUGUACCUUUCAUUGGAAGAUUCCCAACAGGAUGGAAACACCUGAUUCCUCACAACAAGUCUGCUCUGCAUCACCUCUACACAGCAGACACCUCACCCUCCUUCCCCCUGGAUUAAUACAAGAGAGCUUGGAGCAACGCCAGUCGGUCAUCUGGUAAACCUCAGAAUGGCAUCUCAUCCUGGACAUCAUGCAUCAGAGUCCACAUACCACAAGGACUAAAUCAGUGCCCACCGAGCAAAGACUUGUGUCUGAAUGCUGUGAUAUGUUGCCUUUUCAUGGUCAUUUGAGUUCAGAGGUCUCCAUUUCCCCAUCACUCUUGCUGUCCCUGUGACUGGUAAUUGCAGAUUCCUUCCCAGAUGUGGCCAUUCAACCUGUUCUUAUUUUGUUUGUUUGUUUUUUAAUUGGGGAACAUUGGGGAACAGUGUUUUUCCAGGACCCAUCACCUCCAAGUCAAGUCGUUUUUUUCAAUCUAGUUGUGGAAGGCACAGCUCACUGGCCCAUGUGGGAAUCGAACCGACGACCUGGGUGCUAUGAGCACUGCGCUCUAACCAACUGAGCCAACUGGCCACCCAACCUGUUCUUGUUUUUUAAAAUAGUGUUUUCAGUAGGUUCCCCAAAAAGCAGACCCCAAGACAAGGAUCUGCAUACAAAUAACUUAUUAAGGAAGUGUUCCCAGGGGACACCAGUAAGGGAGUGAGGGAUGCAGGACAGGGAAGGAAGGAAGCCAGGUGAGGGUGCCAUUUCAGAGAAUGUCCUAUGGAGGUCGCUUCAGCCUGACCCUGCAGGGGAGCUCUGGAGGGUAAGUUAGUCUCAGAGUUCCCUAACCUGAGGCAAGGGAGCUAAAUUUUCAGAUUCUUGCAUCCUGGGGAGAUGUAAACUUUCUGCUCUCAGUUCUUCCUGAUAAAAUGGCUCCAGUAGCUCAGGGGUAGUCCUCUAAAAGAGAGCUCCAGGUAUACCCCCAACCUGGGGAGGCAUCCCGAAAUGAUGCAGAGGGAUCGGGGCAUAGCCCCAGCAUCCUCCCCAACCCCAUAUGUAUGAAUGAUGAAUCAUGGCCUUCAGUAUCCAAGCUUUCUAUGUGGCAGUGUUUAUUACCAGAGGCACUGUGCUGCCCAGUUUUGAGCGCAUUGUGACUUUCUAAAAGGACAAUGAGAUGAUGGCUGUAGCCUACUCAGCACUGUACCUCGGGACAGUGAACGAACACUCAAUAACUGUUAGCAGCUAUGGCUGUUGUUACCACUGCCGGAUAACCCUCUAAUAAGAAAAAAACACGUGGCUCAGAGCAGGGGCUGACAGAGUCCUUCGUGGCUGAUUGGAACCUGCUGACUCCCUGGGUACCUACAGAUGGCAUCAAAUGGGAAUGAA
Rhinolophus ferrumequinum (greater horseshoe bat) is the source of this 5392-nucleotide messenger RNA. It is a transcript of the gene ITGA9, whose product is annotated as integrin subunit alpha 9. Gene Ontology annotation, biological process: integrin-mediated signaling pathway; cell adhesion mediated by integrin; cell-matrix adhesion. The transcript has 28 exons. Gene Ontology annotation, cellular component: integrin complex; external side of plasma membrane. Lineage: Eukaryota; Metazoa; Chordata; Mammalia; Chiroptera; Rhinolophidae. The coding region runs from base 257 to 3364 and encodes 1035 amino acids. The record is from RefSeq and is a predicted model, not a curated record. Gene Ontology annotation, molecular function: integrin binding.